This is a messenger RNA of Punctularia strigosozonata HHB-11173 SS5, 1862 nucleotides long. RefSeq lists its product as uncharacterized. Gene Ontology annotation, molecular function: lipid binding. The record is from RefSeq and is a predicted model, not a curated record. The transcript has 4 exons. Gene Ontology annotation, biological process: eisosome assembly; negative regulation of protein kinase activity; endocytosis. Gene Ontology annotation, cellular component: eisosome filament; plasma membrane. The coding region runs from base 35 to 1687 and encodes 550 amino acids. Lineage: Eukaryota; Fungi; Basidiomycota; Agaricomycetes; Corticiales; Punctulariaceae.
AAUCGUUGCUCACCAGCAUUCACUACACAGAAACAUGCCCGUCUCAUCGUUUCUAUCCGACAUGGCCAGCAGGGCACAAUCGGCGAUAAACGCGAGCCCGCUCGCUCAACACCUCCCUGGUGGCCAGGCGAGCACCGCAAGCGGCGAGAGCAAGCCCGGACUGGGAUCAAGCUCCAAGAACCACACCCUUGAGGCCCUCCAUCAUCAGCUUAGACAGUUUGGUCAGCAGUACGGUUCGGCAAGUCCAGUCCAGAAGAUCAUCACGACAGGAAAGGGUAUUGCGAUCGACUUUGAUAGCGUCUCCAGAGAUGCCAAAGCUCAUUCCAAAGAGCUCUACAUGUGGGGCCAAGAAGAGAAGCCAGAUGUUAAAGAUGUGACGGAUCGGCUGGCGUUCAUGAACUACGUUCAAGGAUCUCUUUCAGGAACCCUUGCGACCAAACUCGAUACCUCCCGUGCCUCGUUCAAGGCCCUGAGGGAUGCGGAGGCCAAUCUAGCGCCCAAGCGCAACAUCAGGGCUGGGCUGCAAACUCAGAUUGCUCGCAUCGAGCACGGCGGCGAGAAAGGAUAUGAGAAGAAGGUCGCAGAGCUCCGUGCCCAGCUGUCUAAGCUUGAGACGGAAGACGAACCCCUCGAAAAGGAGGUUCAGAUACUGAAGAGGAAAGCCGUCAGAGACAGCGAAACGGCCAAAUGGACGGCCUUGCGCGAGUACGGCGAAAAGUUAUCAUUAGUCGCUCAAGCUUCCUUGGCUGUGGUCGAGGCGCUCCCGACUUUGCCACCGACCGCUGAGCAACCCUAUCAGGGCGCUCAGAUCACCGCUGCGGCACGCGCCUCGCUCCAGAGUGCUCUUGAUAAAUAUCAGACGGGUCAGGUCAGCCUGGCUCCUCACCUGAGCUCCGUCGGUGCAGACCUCAGCCGAAGUGACACGCGCAGCUUCGGAGAGAGUCACAGGGAGGAGAUUGAUAGCAUUCACACCACCGACGCUCGCUCAGCCGUCGAACCGGGGAUCCCCAUCACUCCUCCUGCGCACGACGCAGCCGCGACCUUCCCUACUCCUCCUGCGCAUCCCGCAACGCAUCCUACCCCCAUUACGACGCAAGUCACGCCGGGCCUGAAGUCAGCCUCGACCUCAACCGGCUCGCUGCCGAUGUCACCGCUGCUGGACCCCUCGACGUUGAAUCACGAGCCAGCCCCCAUCCCCUCGUCUCCUCCCGUUAGCAUCUCCACCAGUCUCUCGCCCGCGGGCCCCAUUGAUCCGAUGAAGCCGGAGACUAAAGUUCCGAGUAUUACUCCGACCGUGGCAGAGACUGGGAUGCCGGUCAGCGCUAGCAGCCAUGGCGGUCCCGGGCCUGCAACCGGAUCGCUGAAGCAGCUCCGCGAGGAACACGCCAUGUCUCCCACCGCGACGAGUUCGCCGACGAUGCAUGCGUACGGCUCCCCGGGGGCGUUCGCGUCUGCGGAGGACGAGAAGAAGCGACUGCAGCGGGAGGAGAGGGAGCGGCUGCUCGCUGGCUCGGGUCCGUCGGCGACGCAGCCGCAGUACGAGUCGGCUGAGGACGAGAAGAAGCGGCUCGAGCGGGAGGAGCGGGAGAGGAUCCUCGCUGCUGGAGGGAGCGGCCCUGCGCAGAGCAACCAUCCGCCUGACGACGAUAACGAAGAGCUCCCUCCUUAUCAGGAGCCCAGCCUGUAAACGGGCCGCGGCUGAUCGAAACAGAUGGUCGGACCUUGAUACCCAGAGAAGCGAAUGAACCAAAUGUAUUCCUGCCUCAGUCCUGCCCUCGACAGAAGAUGAACCAAGCCUAUGCUAUAUUCCACAGAUGUACUUGAUACAGCAUAUACACGUGAAUGAUAUUCUACAACCAAUC